This is a messenger RNA of Panonychus citri (citrus red mite), 921 nucleotides long. RefSeq names its product UPF0545 protein C22orf39 homolog. The transcript is spliced from 4 exons. NCBI's taxonomy places the organism in Eukaryota, Metazoa, Arthropoda, Arachnida, Trombidiformes, Tetranychidae. Bases 264 to 722 code for a protein of 152 amino acids. The record is from RefSeq and is a predicted model, not a curated record.
CUUAACUGCUACUGAUUGAAAAUUGAAUUUAUCUCAACAAUUAAAUUCUCGACAAUUGGAUUAGUUUAGUUUUCAAUUUUCUUUUCUAUCUCUUUAAGUAAUUUCUAUUCUUUCCCCAUAACGAAUCAUAUGUUCACAAGAAUAAUUGAUUUAAUUUAAGUAAUUGGAUUGAUUUGUGAUUUGGAAAAGAAGUACAAAUAAAUCAAUAGAUUUACUUUAUUUGUUUCUCUAAUUGUUAACAUCUAAAUCAAAGUGAAUUGGAAAUGUUUAAAAAAUAUUUAGGUGGUGAAGCUUUUGAUGAUUAUCAAGGUGAAAUAUUGAUCAGCAAUUACAGAAGUGAUAAUCCUGAAGCUUGGAAGGUUCGUCCAUGUGAAUGGUAUCAAGAGGAAAAUAGAAAUUGUAAAAAUUUUUUCCAACGAUUUAACCAGAAAUUUAUCUAUGGUAAAGGAUUAGAUUGUGAUCAAUGGUCAAGAGAUUACAAGAAUUGUCUGGGCUUUCGUAAUACAGGCGAUGAGCAACUGAUGCAAAAAGUGAUUGAUAGUGAAAACAAAAGGAUAACUAAAUUUGUUGUCAAUUCUGAAAGAAAUGAUAUUUGGGAAUCACGAACUGAACCUCCGCCCAAUUGGAAUAGAAAACUUCCUGACUGGUGGAACGAGAGGACCAAAGAAUCUCGAUUGAAAAAGUACAUGGAAAUACUGGAGGAAGAAAAAAAUAAAAACUAAUAAUCGAUAAUUUUUUCGAAUAAUAUUGUAAAUUUUUAGAGAAUAGAAAAGAGAAUUGAUCAAUUAAUCAAAAUUAAUUCGAUUAGUGAAGAUAGACAAAGCCUCGGUUCACAUUGUUGUCACCGAGAAGCUAAAAUGACCCUUCGUCGUGCAGAUAAAUCUGCAAUUAAGUUAAAUAAAAUUCGAGAUCGAAUGACAA